Molecule: messenger RNA, 1014 nt
Organism: Monopterus albus (swamp eel)
Lineage: Eukaryota; Metazoa; Chordata; Actinopteri; Synbranchiformes; Synbranchidae
Exons: 6
Coding region: 292-1014 (240 amino acids)
Biological process (GO): cell differentiation
Source: RefSeq, a predicted model, not a curated record
GUGAAAUUACUACACUCCCCCUUGAAGUGCAAGUUCAAGGACAUACUGUAUAUAUCAGUUAUAUUUGUCUUUUGUUUUCCCUUCCAAAUCUGUCCACCAACCACUUCUUUCUCCUGCAUUCCAACAGUUGGUCCAAGGGGUAAUGAAGACCAGAAGAGGUUGACGGUCCACUACACGACCUCUCAGCACUACCAGGACAAUGUUUUCAUUGAGGGCAACAGGCCACAGUACCUGGAGGACCUGCACACUGAAGCUCAGGAGGGACUCAAGAUACUACAGCAGGAAGAACACAUGAAUGGAGUGAAUUUUCCUGAUGAUGAGAGCAUUACUUCCACAGACACUCUCCGUCCAGACCAAGAUAUCAGCUCCAAGGACAGAGGUGGCUCUCCAUCAAGAUCCAUUGACGGGAAUACUGAUACUACAGUAACUUCUGUUCUGUCCACAAGGCCUGUGAUCACACGCCAAGGUUCUACAUUCAAGCCCUUGAACCCAGUGAAAAGAUUAGAAAAGGGCAAGAAGAGGAGCAGAAGGACCACCAUCAUGGGCAUCCCCAACCAUGUCCAGAAAGAACUUGUGGUGCACAGAAGCUCCACCUUCCAGCCACUUGUUACUACCCAGCUCUCUAAUCAUGACGAACAAGUCAGUGACAGUCAAUCAGGUGUUGUUAUCAUUCUUACGGUUGAUGGAGGGACUCCAGUAGCAAAUAAGGAGGGAGCAAGAGUGCACCUUUCAGAACUGGAGCUGGAAUCUGGAGAUGAGCAACUGCUGUGGAAGAAACUACAGGCAGUGUACCAAGAUGAGCCAUCCUUCAACCACCAAGGUUCUGGUGCCCAUCUCUGCUCCACAUCCACCCUGAGACCCAAGUCUGUUGCUGUCCCUGGAAUGACCGCUUCAUCUUCCUUCUGCCCUACAACAGUGCUUAGCUUCUUCCAGGAACCCCAGGUCAGAAGGAAAUCAGACUGUUACUUCAGGAAAUGUUUUCAAACUUCAGGAUUCAAUCUGGUCCUGUCCUAA